UACAAAACUCAACCCGCGCAAAUCCGCCCAGCCCACGUCUGCCGACUGUCUUCUUGUUGCCUUAUCAUCGCGAGACAGUUUGUCGGAACUUUAAACGAACUCUGCGUAGCGUAGUGGCGGUGGAAGAUCGGAUCUUGGCCUCGCUGCGGUUUCGUUAAGUCGAGUAGCAGUAGAUUUCGAGUUGUAGUCGAGCAGACGAGCAGCUUUCUUUUCACCGCUCGCACCUUUGGCCACCGCCGCCUCUCCGUUCGCGCGGCUGACUUACCGACUGAAAUAACGCAGGAGGAAAGAAGUGAUGAUAUGCAGUGCCUUUGCCCUUUAGGCUGUAUCGAAGUCGAAGAGACGAUCGAGAGGCUAGUUUAUUAAUCACCGGGCAUCGGCCGCCUCACCACCAUGCUUUCUUUCUCAACAACUAGAUCUACUCCAGACAUUCAUUGUUGGUAUGAUUCAGAUGAACAAGACUUGAGAGAGUGAGAGAGUGAGUGUGUAACUAGAGGAUUCUUCUGGCCCACUCAUCUUGUCAACCAGAGUGCGCGGGAUCUACAUUCUAGCUAGAUCUAGAUCUAGAUUUAUCUAGUUUCUAGAAGCUAGCGCUUCAAGUGAACAGUUUCUCAUUGACCACGUAGAGAUUAUCUUCUAUGUGUUUGUACGCGCGUGUGUGUGCGUGCUUGUGUGUGUAGCAGUUUAACAGUUUCUUUCACGACGUGUCGUGUCGGCGGAUAGCUACUUCUCGGAUGACUAUUUUUCUCCUCAUAUACUCGGCUGUGUAGACAGACCCCCGCUCUCAAAUCUGGGUUUCAAUUUAAGCAGCGGCAGUUGCAACAUCUGGCCAAAGUCAGCGAGGACAGUCUUAUUCAAGAUAUGCAUCCAACAGGCUGUCUUCUUCCUCCUCCUCCUCUUCCCCGUACUCCUCCGCUUCGCUGUCGUCAUCGUCUUCGUCGCAGUCGUCGUCCUCCUCUUCCUCUCAGAGGUCAUCGGGGUCAAGAUACCCUGGGUACAGGCAGAGCUCGGGCAAGUCCUCACACCGUGGUUCUAGUGGGAGAAGACACAGCCCGCGUAGUAGUCAGCCUAACAUAGUGGUGAUUAUGACGGAUGACCAGGACGUGUUGUUGGGCUCACUGAACUACAUGCCCAAAGUGCAGAACCUGUUGAUCCGGCCAGGUGCCUACUUCAACAACUCGUUCGUGCCUACGCCGAUGUGUUGCCCCUCUCGCAGCACAUUCCUGACAGGCAUGUACGUGCACAAUCACAACGUGUACACCAACAAUGAGAACUGCUCCUCCACACAGUGGCAGAAACACUAUGAGUCGAGAAACUUUGCCACGUACAUCAAUGAGACGUAUACAACAGGUUACUUUGGCAAAUACCUGAACGAGUAUGACGGCGGCCACACCCCUCCAGGCUGGAGUCGCUGGGUAGGAUUGGUCAAGAACUCCCGGUUCUACAACUACACGGUGGUCAACGAGUGGGGUCAGAAGACCAAGCACGGAGAUAAUUACUACAUGGACUACCUCACGGACCUGGUGGCUAAUGAUAGUGUAUCAUUUCUGCACUACAGUAAGAAGAGAUUCCCCAGCAAGCCUUUGAUGAUGGUUUUGAGUGUCCCUGCCCCACAUGGCCCAGAGGAUGCAGCCCCACAGUACCAGCACAUGUUUGUCAAUAACACCGCUCAUAGAACACAGGCCUGGAAUUACGCCCCAAACCCAGACAAACAGUGGCUGCUGCAAAAUAUUUAUCCCAUGAUGCCUCAGUACAAACUGUUCACCGACCUCCUCCAGCGACGCAGGCUCCAGACUCUCCAGUCCGUGGAUGAUCUGGUGGAGAAGGUAGUGGGAACCUUGGACUUACUGGGAGAACUGGACAACACGUACAUCCUUUACACAUCUGACCAUGGCUACCAUCUGGGUCAGUUUGGACUCAUCAAGGGCAAGGCCAUGCCAUUCGACUUUGACACGAGAGUUCCACUCAUUGUACGAGGACCAGGGAUACGGCCUGGCACUGUAAUUUCCAACAUAGUCAGCAAUGUGGACAUUGCUCCUACAAUCCUUGAUAUUGCUGGUAAGAAAGUUCCAGACCACAUGGAUGGACAGUCGGUUUUGAAGUUGAUCAAAGGAGCGAAGGACCCUAAAAAUGUGGAUCAAAGAGGCUUUGUUAGCCUGAAACGUCCAUGGAGAGACACCAUUCUGUUUGAGAGAGGGAAGCUCUCGGAGAAGAUUAUGAAGCAGCGAAUGAGAACAGAGGAAAUGAGCAUCUUCAACCAGAUGGGCAACAAGAGAAAUCUGCACUUUUACAUCCCGCCUCGAACGAGGAAAUUGGCCAUGGAGUGCUCCAAAGGAGAAAACAGACUACCCUGCAAACCCUUCCAGAAAUGGUACUGUAUUGAGGACAACGGUCGACUGAGAAGACACAAGUGUCGCAACAAAGGUUCCAUCAACACAAGCGGUGACGGGGUCAUGCAGAGAGACGAGGCCUCGGAAGGAGAACCCUGUUCAUGUAGCCGGGCCAAAAGGAUGCGCAGGCUGGGUAGGAUUGAGAGAAAGAGGCAGCGUCGUUUCUUGAAAAAGCAGAUUGGCAGAGAUUACAGACCAAAUAAUUUCCGCUUCAAAAGAUCCACUGGGAUUGCUGUCAAUACUUCAAGCACAAGUGGAGGAUUCAAUGGUUUUGACGCUAUGUUCAACAGACGAUGCAGAAUUCUUGCAAAUCAGUCAGUUUUGUGUGACCUUGACAUUUAUCGCAAAGCAUCUGAGUGGGAGAGCCACAAGGAGCGAAUUGAUGACAUGAUCAAGGAAUAUAGGAAAGCCUUAGAAGAUUUGAGGGACAUUAGACGCCAUUUGAGGAAACAGAGACCUUUGGAUGCUGAAGAUGAUGACAUGAGUGAUGAAGAGGAUGAGAAAAACUGGAAUGAUGACAGUGAAGAAGAUUGUGACUGUGAUGAACAGGAAACUGACCUGACACCUCAACAGAGACGGCGGAUGAAAGACAGAGAGAGUCGGAUUGAGGCAAGAUUGAAGAGGAGAAAGAUGAGGAGACAGAGAAGAAAAAGGAAGAAUGACAAUUGCAAUAAUGAAAAUAUGAACUGCUUCACACACAAUAAUGACCACUGGAAGACUCCACCUUAUUGGCAUUAUGGCCCCUUUUGCUUUUGCUCUAACGCCAACAACAACACAUUCUGGUGUCUGCGGACUAUUAACCAGACUCAUGACUUUGUCUACUGUGAGUUCAUCACGACCUUCAUGAGCUAUUACGAUCUACUCACAGAUCCAUUUCAGCUGAAGAACACAGUGACUGAGCUCAACUAUGGUGUUAUACAGCAGCUGCAUGAGGCUCUCAAAAAGUUGAAGCACUGUAGUGGCAGUAAGGACUGCACUAUGUCCAGUAACCAAAAAAAUCAGUUGCCGCAUGAACCAGACUGGCCUGGACUGAGAAACUUACGUCAGUCAUCGAGGAAUACUCAGUAUGAGGAUGAGGACAAAACAUACAAGGAUGACUUAUAUUCUCUUGGGAGGAAAAGCUUUGAGACAAAAUUCAGUAGUGAUCUAGAUUAUGAGUAAGGACAUCUUACAUCAGUAUUCUGUGACCAAUGCUUGGAAGGAAAUAUUUUUUGUCCUGGUUGCAAUAAUUUCAUGUCAUGACUUUAAAAAUAUUUACAAUUAUAAUUUUUGUUUGUUUCUUCAUGUUAUGAGCUUGUUUCUACUUACAAUAUUAUUAAAGACUUCUGUAAAAAAGAAUAGUUUGACUGUUUGUUUGAUUUCAAAUGCUGGAUGUUUUUUUCCCUUUUAGAUAGAAUUACUGUGAGUUGUGAAGGAUUUUAUCCUUGUGUGGGAAAUGAUUUCAUUUUGAGAAUUUUUAUAAAGAUAAUAAGGAUGAGAAGACUGUCUGUAAAAAUUCAAAUGUCUGUAAUAUUUCAAAUUUCUAAAGAAUUAAUUUUUAUGUUGCCUUCAAAGGUUGUAGGAUUGUCAAUAAUGAGAGGCCUUGUUUAGUUUUAUUUAAUUAGUUAUAUAAAACCCUUUGGUGAAGUCAUUUCAGGAUUUGAUUUUAAAGAACAGUUGGAAUCCAGAUUGAAUUGAGUUUUUUUCCCCCCCUUUUUAAAUACUUUUAAAGAAAUGCACUUUGGCUUGGUAGUGAUCUUAUGGUGCAGGGAAAAGCAUGAUAGACAGAACAACCGAUUGAAAGAAAAGAAGCAGGACUUACUCAUGGUUCCUUUCUAUGCAUCAAUUGUAGGGCUUAUUGUUUGUAAUGUGAUGGCGAACAGGUUCAAGGGAUGUGACAAAGGAUAUGCCAUUUUCAUAUCCUGGUAUUUACAUGAAUUGUUUCCCCUCAUUAUUCUAUUGUGUCAGAUGAUUUUUACUUCGUCUUCGAGAAAGUUAUGAAUGGAUCUUCCUAAACAGGUGUGUGUUAUAGUAUUGUGCAAACAGGUGUGUAUUAUAAUAUUUUGCAUUUGAAUAAAUUGGCUAA
This is a messenger RNA of Aplysia californica (California sea hare), 4455 nucleotides long. Its product is annotated as extracellular sulfatase Sulf-2. Lineage: Eukaryota; Metazoa; Mollusca; Gastropoda; Aplysiida; Aplysiidae. Gene Ontology annotation, molecular function: N-acetylglucosamine-6-sulfatase activity; glycosaminoglycan binding. The record is from RefSeq and is a predicted model, not a curated record.